Messenger RNA from Penicillium cinerascens, 684 nucleotides. RefSeq lists its product as uncharacterized. The transcript has a single exon. Lineage: Eukaryota; Fungi; Ascomycota; Eurotiomycetes; Eurotiales; Aspergillaceae. Bases 1 to 684 code for a protein of 227 amino acids. The record is from RefSeq and is a predicted model, not a curated record.
AUGCAUUUCUCCACGGCCACACUCCUUGCCCUCUCCACCCUGAGCCUGACUUCUGCUGCGCCCUUCGCGGGUCCCCAGGAAGACCUGUAUGGCCGCAAGGUGAACUACGAGAUUGUCAACGUCGGUGGCGAGUCCAGCUCUGCCGCUCCUGAAAUCGACACUGUGACUGAGACCGUCAAGUCCGUUGUGACUACUCCCGGCGCGGCGCCUGCGCCCAUAACCAUCACCGUGACUGCCACUCCCUCCAGCACUCCCUACUCGUCCGCAACUCUCAGCUCGACUCCAUCGCACGCUUUUGCUCCCGGAGGCUCGUCCUUCUUCCCUCCCGGCGCAGGCUUCCUUCGCCGUGGCUUGAACGCCGCUGGUGACCCGUACUACUUCGCCCGCAGCUACAGCUCGGCUGCUUCAAGCACUUCCAGCCCCGUUUCUGCUACUUCUCUUGCUGCCCGCGGCUACGCUGGCUGGGCCUCCGCUACUCCCUCCGCCUCCAGCAUGUCUGUCUCCGCUACUCCCCUCGCUGCCCGCGACUACGCUGCCACCUCCUCCAGCGUGGCCUGGAGUUCCACCCCCUCUCCCAACCCUCUGGGUCGUCGUGCCAUCCGCAACCAGCACUGGUUCAGCGCCGCCUCGGCUUCCAGUUCCAGCUACUCCCUCUCGCCUUCGGCCACCCCUCUGCUUUACUAA